AUUUCCGCCCUCUCUUGAUAAGAAGCUGACAAGUAGGCAAAAACUUAGUACCAAUCAACGUCAUGUCUUCAGAUAUUUUCAAGAAAUCUACGGUAGAUCCAAAACAAGCGAAACAAGCCUUCAAACCAUGCCAUGAAGAUUAUCAAAAGGACACAUAUGAAGGGAAGAAGAUGGCUAAAAUGCAAGACCAAUCCAACGGAAGUGGUAGAGGAAAAGCAGACUCUCAGUCCAGUCCCACACGUACGGAUUCGUGUAGUUACCAGCCUGUAACGCCGACAUCAGCGCUGCUGAGAGGAAACAAGAUCAUUUAUGCUGUGCCAAUAAGUAUCAUAUCGUUAAUGGCGCUAGCUACAAGAUUCUACAAACUUCGAGAACCUGGUCACAUCUGCUGGGAUGAAACUCAUUUUGGAAAGAUGGGGAGCUUCUACAUCAAUCGCACAUUCUUCUUUGAUGUGCACCCGCCGCUGGGUAAGAUGUUGAUAGGCCUUGCAGGUUACCUGACUGGAUACGAUGGCUCCUUUCCUUUCGACAAGCCAGGAGACAAGUAUGGCGACACCGAGUACUAUGGCAUGAGAGCUUUUUGCACCACCCUUGGGGCACUCAUCAUACCUCUGACCUACCUAACCGUGGAAGAAAUGACCAAGUCGAUUCCUGCAGCAAUAAUCGCAUCCUCACUAAUUCUAUUCGACUGUGGAUGCCUGACACUGUCCCAGUACAUCCUCCUAGAUCCUAUCCUCAUGGUAUUUAUCAGUGCCUCGGUCUUCUCUCUUGUUAAGUUCCAAUCCUGUCAGUCGAACCCGUUUAGUCCAAGGUGGUGGGUCUGGAUGGCUGUUACUGGAGUCUUACUGGCAUGUUCUUUCAGUGUCAAAUGGGUUGGACUGUUUGUCAUCCUUCUUGCUGGGGCAACCACAGCUUUGGACCUAUGGAAACUCCUUGGGGACUUGAAUCUUACAAAGAUGACACUGUUGUACCACCUCUUGGCGAGAAUAGUGUGUUUGAUAUGCCUGCCUGCAAUCAUCUACACAGCUUUCUUUGCAGUGCACUUCCAAGUGUUAAAUCAAAGUGGCAAUGGAGAUGGUUUCUACAGCUCAGCAUUCCAAGCUAAACUCAUAGGAAAUAAACUUCACAAUGCAGCUAUGCCAGAAGCUAUAGCCUAUGGAUCUCUCAUCACAUUGAAGAACCAUCGAUCUUCAGGGGGGCUACUUCACUCCCAUCAUCACCUCUACCCUGAAGGUUCUGGUGCGAUGCAGCAACAGGUGACGGCGUAUACUCACAAGGAUGUCAACAAUGAAUGGUUGGUGAAGAAGUUUAAUGUCAACCCUGACCCGAAUGAUACAUCCAUAGAGUACGUCAAACAUGGUGAUCUCAUCAGACUGGAACACACUGCAACUAAGAGAAAUCUUCACAGUCAUCCGCUACCAGCCCCACUGUCCAGUCGACAUCAACAGGUUACUUGCUACGGAGAGAAUGGUACGGGUGAUGUGAAUGAUGUGUGGAGGGUUGAGAUCGUAGGAGGCAGAGAAGGAGACCUGGUCAAAGUGGUGAAGACCAAACUCAAACUUGUUCAUCAGAUCAAUGGAUGUGCCUUAUUCUCACACUCAAAGACACUCCCUAAAUGGGGAUGGGAACAGCUGGAAGUCACCUGCAAUCCUUACAUCAGAGAUGUGAGAACCCUGUGGAAUGUAGAGGAUCACGUCAACGAGAAACUUCCCAACAUGAACAUAAGCCUAUUUGUGCCAUCAUUUCUGGAAAGAUUCUUAGAGGCUCACUUGGUCAUGGCCUCAGGUAACAGCAACCUCAAACCCAAGGAAGGUGAGAUAACAUCAGAGCCUUGGCAGUGGCCCAUCAACUACAGGGGGCAGCGGUUUUCUGGGACUAAUGAAACUGAGUACAGGGUGUACCUCCUGGGCAAUCCAGUGAUCUGGUGGGGCAACCUAGUUGUACUAGCCAUAUUCUGUCUGGCAGCAGUGGGCUGGCUCUUUAUGAUGCAGAGGGGCUGUGAGCUGUCACCACAGAUACAAGACUCUGCUGCCAAUGUGUAUCCUUCAUGUGGUUGGUUGCUCCUCGGUUGGGGACUUCACUACUUGCCGUUCUAUCUGAUGGGACGAGUUCUCUACUUCCAUCAUUACUUCCCUGCCAUGGUCUUUAAUAGUAUGAUUACAGGAAUCUUCCUGGACCAUGUCCUGAAGGUGCUUGAGCUGAAGCUAGGAGGUCGCUUUCCUCACCUUCAUCAAAGUGGAGUGGUGAUCCUCCUUGCUGUUGUCAUUCACAGCUUCUACCUGUUUUAUCCGCUCUCCUACGGGAUGGUUGGACCAUUAGCAGACAAACCAGGAAGCCAGAUGGCUGGCCUUCAUUGGCUCUCAACCUGGGAAUUCUAGUCGACACUUAUCAUCCAUCACCACUAUGUCUUCUUCAAAUCAUAUGACCAGUACUAGCCAUCACUUGCAUCUUGGAGAUGGACCCUGUUUCACAAAGCUAUUAUAUUAAAGAGAUAUUGUGCUCACAGCCAAUCUAAUGCAUUGAUUUUGUAGCUUUAGUGUAACUUGUUAUUGGUGACAAGUUUUGUGAAACAGGGUCUAGAUGUUAAAAAAAAUGUAACCCCGCAAGAGAUGCUGUCUCCUAUUUUUACUUCACAAUUACUUCGUCAAAUAUUUAUUAAGUAGUGCCAUUCUUGCAUCCUGUUGGGUAAAGUAUAUAUCUGAAGACAAAUUUUGACCGAAAUGCAGUCCAGAAUACGCAAAUUAUAUAUAAUUUUAAUUUUGCUUAAGUUACUCAAUGAAUAUUAGUAUAGAUGGCCAUUUGGCCUUUAUUGCAUAUUGAUGUUCAAUAUCAUGUAGGUGCUAGUAUUAUAGUGUUUGUCUUUACGCUUCUUUACAACCAUGAGUUGACUUUGACCUAUGACACCGUCUAUCAAAGAGGUUUAAUUGAAUUAGGAGAUGUUUAUAGAUUUAUUUUUAUAUUAUGUGCAUGUAUCAACUAACAUGUAAAUUAUGUGCUCCCAAUUUUUAUUGUGCUUAAUCAGUGAUGCAAAUUUUAUGCAAUUUUUAUGGAAAAUCAUGUAGUUUUUAUGAAAUAAAUAGUCAAUUUUGUAUUAAUCAAGGACUAGACAAGAAAAAUAAACUUCAAUCAUGUGAGACUUGAAGAUUGGUCAUAAAAUACUCCAAUUGUUAGUUGGUAUACAUGAAGUGGGCUUUUGUGUUAUAAGUGAAUCUUUUUCUCAGUAGCUCAAUUAAAACCUGUUUGGAUACUUUGAGUCUUUCUUCUUGUUAUUUUUGUUUAGUUUCUGAAGAAUUGUAUAAUUGUAUAUAUUCAUGCUGUGUAGUUGAUUUAGCCCUUUGUAUGGGUUUUUUAAAACUGUAUAUUUUAAUGGUGCUGGUAAAAUAUUCAAUCUCCUUGGCUUGCUUUGAUAAUUUAUAUUUAUAGAUUUAUUUGUAUAUACUUUGCCUUGCUGUAUUCAGUGGGAUGUUGUGUGCAUCACAUGUAAUGUGUGUGGGACUGUAGAUGUUAGACUUUAAGUCUGCUACAUACUUUGUAUUCCUUUUGUUCCUUUGUAUCCUUUGCAUGAGCUGUUUUCUUUUUGAUGAUGUACUAUUUGUUUUUAUAAGAGGGAAGUAUUAUUUACACAGAAUGUUGUCUAUGAAUAAUUUUUGAAGUCUCAGUGCCCUCUAUAAUCUGACCUUAACACAUGGUUCUGGCUUAAGACAGUAGCGGUAAUCCUCUUUCGUACAGUAUUACAUUGUUUCAUGUAGCUAUCAAUGGCAGCACAGCUAAAGCCGGGGUAAUAAUCUCCAAGUUUGGAAGCGCUUAGUGAUUGUAAUAAGCGCUAUAUAAAAACUGAGUAUUAUUAUUAUUAUUAUUGUUAUCAAGCUCUCUUCCUCUGGUAUGCCCUAACCACAAAAAGAGUAAAGUCCUGCUGUUUGGACAGAUACUUCUCAACUUCUGCAUUGUGCUUGUUGGGAUAGUUUUAUUUUCUGCUGUUGCAACCAAGCUUCAAACUCCUUUACUUUCAAUCAGUUCGAGUCAAUCUGGGAACUUAAAUUCUUGAAAUGCUCAAGAUCCAAUCACCCUAAAUUUGUAAGAUUUUGGAAAAAAUUAAGUUGAUGUUCUCAUUCUCUUUGGUAUUCUUGUUCAUUUUGUUGUUGUUGUUGGCCAGAUGUUUCUCAGAAUAUCUUUUAGAUAAAUUGUAAAUAUUACCCUUGUGUUGGACUUCAAUUUCUAUGCAUGUUUGUGUGUGCUUAUGUUUUUAUUUUCAUUACUAUCUCAAAACAACUCAUUUAAUAUGUAGAAUUAUUUAAAUAAUUAUUUUAGUUUGCCAAAUUCUGCCAUCAUGGACAUAAUUAAUAUUUGUCCCACAUGUAUAGUGCUAGUGUUCAGCCAGGAGAAUGCAGCCUUAUCCAUCCAGAUAACUAGGGAUAAAACUUGCCCCAUCCUCUAAUAAAAUUGUUAUUAGAGGAAAUCUUGGAAAUACAAAGAAAUAUUAGUGUUUGGUUAUUUUUGGUCAGGUGUGUAUUACAUGCCUUUAUUCUAUGAUUCCUAGACUGAUCCAUCUUUACAUGAUUUACGAUUUACUUCUUAUUUAUUUUUAAUGUUUAUUUUUUACCUAACUGAGGAUUAACUGAACUAUUCUGUAAAAUCACAAUGCACACCACCUGCAUAACGUGAUGUUCCCCUGACAAAACAAUAUGAAUGACAUUCAAUGACUUUCUUCCUAACAGACUUGAUUUAAUGUUUCCAGUUGAAACGUAUCUCAUGUUAGGAGUUUGCAUAGGUCAUUGGUGCUAAUUAUUUGCCAACUCUUAGCAUGAAAAUGCUUCCAUUACAUUUUGUAUUUGAGUAUAAUUUAUUCCAUCUGUCCAUGUCUUUCUAGUGAUAGUUACCACUUAUUUAAUAUCCAUACUCUCAGUACUGAAAUGAUGUAGCCAACCUCAAGCAAUCUGUGAUAAAAUUCAUGUGGGCAUGGUGAAAAAAAUAUUGUAUUUAUAUAGUGUGUAAGUGGUCAUGAUAAAUCAUGUGUGGGGAAAUGAAAUAUGUAUAUAUUUUUGUUGGACGAAUAGUAGCAUUUCUUGAAUAAUAAUGUGUAUUCAGUUUGUGGUGUAUGUAUUUGGGUUUAACUAUAAUCAGGAUCAUUUGUAGUGAGUAGUUUCACAUAUAUUAUUAUGCAGUUAUAGUUUUAUGUAUAUAUUUUCUUGCAUUUCAGUAAAUAUCCGCAAGUAACCCAUUACAAGGGCAGGUGCUUGAUUUAAACAUUGCAGAUGUAGAAAAAAAGAGUAUUUUCUGUUAUUCUAGUAUGCAUAGAAAUCAGAAAUUGGGCACAAAAAGUAGGAUGUAGUGACUAUGAUUUUUGUAUUGUGUAUAAUGAAUUAGAAGAUACUUCCUAAAAGGAAAAGAGAUGAAUUUUAUUUUCAGAUUUACGGACUCAUUUGGAUUUUGGGAACUAUUUUGCUAAGAGAGGAUUUAACGGUUGUGUUUAUGACUGAAUGAUAUUAAUUUAGAUUAUGUGGUUCAGAAACAAAUGAACAAGUGAACAAAAUAAUCAAAUUCCAAUUCUUUUGUUACCCUUUUCACCACAAGAAUUUAAUCUCAACUAAAGCUGUGUAUGAGAGUACGUUGUAGUUAUUGGUGCAUGAUUAAAAUGAUCAAAAGUGAUAUAAACACAAACAAUUAAAAGCUGUGAUUUCAGAAGUUUAAAUUACAAAUAUAAUAUUCCAAUUCAACUCUCACAAUAGCCAUGUAUAAAUAUAUGAUUUCUAUUGUAGUUAUAUAACACAAGUAUACUAUACUAUAUUAUACAAGUAGGAUUAAACUGGACAUCUUUGAAACGAGGUAAUAAAAUGGUUGUACAUCAUAAUACAUUUUACAUCAAA
Strongylocentrotus purpuratus (purple sea urchin) is the source of this 5864-nucleotide messenger RNA. It is a transcript of the gene pomt2, whose product is annotated as protein O-mannosyl-transferase 2. Gene Ontology annotation, molecular function: dolichyl-phosphate-mannose-protein mannosyltransferase activity. The coding region runs from base 63 to 2378 and encodes 771 amino acids. Gene Ontology annotation, cellular component: membrane; endoplasmic reticulum. NCBI's taxonomy places the organism in Eukaryota, Metazoa, Echinodermata, Echinoidea, Camarodonta, Strongylocentrotidae. The transcript has 18 exons. The record is from RefSeq and is a predicted model, not a curated record. Gene Ontology annotation, biological process: protein O-linked glycosylation via mannose.